AUGUCGGCUGCCUCGUCGUCGGCUGCGCACUCGCCACAUGAAGGUAUAUCACCAGGUACCACCCUCACGUCCAUUUUUGCUUCUAUCAAUCAGUCCCUGUCAGCGUCAGCGCAUCAUUAUCCAGGUUCGAGUGGCUCAGCAAGCGCACCAGCUUCUGCUCAGGCAUCCGGAUCGCGUACUGCUGUGCGCUACAUGCCCUCAUUUUCGUCGGCAGUUGUGGGCCCCUCAUAUUCAACCGUCCUGAUGCAGUCCUCAGGAGCCGGUCCGACUUCAUUCGUGUUGCCAAUGGCAUCUUCGUCUGUGUCCGUGUUAAAUCAUCAGCAGCGAGAAAAAGUUCGUCAGUGGAUACGUAAAGAAGGUUUGUUGCCGUCGUCUGUGUACUUGUUUCAGCUGUUCCUUUCGAAGAUCGCCUAG
This is a messenger RNA of Gongylonema pulchrum, 414 nucleotides long. The record is from the annotation of a GenBank genome assembly. Lineage: Eukaryota; Metazoa; Nematoda; Chromadorea; Rhabditida; Gongylonematidae.